CUUGAGUUGUAUUUGAUUAGUUUUAUUGAGUUGUAUUGUUGGUUUAGACUGAAUUACAAAUGGUACAUUUAUUUGUAGUAGGAUUCCAAGUGUAUUAAUAUAAAGUAUUAAUUAGACAAUCAUUUUAUUGUAAGCUAAUAGGAUCAGUAGGUGUACAUUUACCUUAAGGAUUGAAUUUGCAAAUAUUAUAAGUUUUAAGAGACCAAUCAUAAAAACCUGUACAAGUAGAACCUGUUUAUAUUUCACAAGUUUUAGGAGUACAGAUAAAUUCCGUUGAAUUUGCUACAGUGAUUGUUUACCAAUAACAUCUAUCAGAUUACAAUUUACAUGCCUUCUCAUUUACUGAAGCAACUUUACAACUAUUGACUUCAACACAUUUCCCUUUACUAUUAGUUGUUGUAAUAACCCAAACACAAAAACUAUUGGAACUACCAUAUUCACAAGCUGAUUGAGUUUUAUAUUAUUAACAAUCCUUAAGUUAAACACAUGUUGAUCCAUCCUAAACACAGGUUGAUGAAAACAGUUAGCAUAAGGUAAUAGGAUAAUCAUCACAUUUCAUUGACUUACAAAUUCUACUAUCCCAAUAACAUUUACCAUCUGUUCCUGUAGCAAGGGUACAUGAAUCAAUAGUAUUAAAAGUACUACAAGUACC
Messenger RNA from Paramecium sonneborni, 652 nucleotides. Lineage: Eukaryota; Ciliophora; Oligohymenophorea; Peniculida; Parameciidae. The record is from the annotation of a GenBank genome assembly.